UUUUGAUAAUUUACAUUUUCUUCUAAUUAAUUAAUUAUUAUUUGCAAUGAGUUUCAUAGAUCCACGUGUCGCCGAAUGGACGGAUCCACCCAAACCGAUGCCUGAUGACUUUGAAAAUUUUGUGCCCUGGGCCUGUAGCCAAAUGCUUGUUGAAACCAAAGUGGUGGUCACCAGGUUUACACAAAGUGAAUACAUAAGUGUAAAAUCCACCCCAACUGGAAAAACAAAGAAAUCAAAAGGACCAGCACACAUAAACAGCAGUACAGACACAGUUAAUGAACAAAAAUUUUCUACCAUGCCAGCAAUGGAUUCAGACUCUAAAAUAGGCAUUGACGCCAUCUACGAUACCAGUCACAACUUGGUUCAAAUAAAAUUCCUCAAAAACCAAACUAUACCGAGAAAAGUAUUCAAAAUUAUUGGUCUAAUCAUCCGCUUCCAAAAAUAUUUAAAUUCUAUAGUAAUCAACAGUGGUCUGACGUGCGAAAUUAUACACGAAAUAGCUAAGAUCCUACCUUUAUCCCGAAUCACAGAAAUAUGUCUCGAUCAUUCGUAUAUCAAGGAAGCCAAUUACGAUAUUUUGUUAGAGCAGGGCUUUAUAAAACAUCUCUCCUUGGCAAGAUGUAGAAUAAACGACGUAAUAGUAAAAAAUAUAGCUUCGAAACUAUGCUAUCAACAAAAAGCAGCAAAAACACUGAUUGCUUUAAAUUUAGCAUCGAACCGCAUCACAGAUGUAGGUGCUCAAUACUUAGCUGAUGCAUUAAGGUCUAACAGACAACUCGGUUAUUUAAACUUAUCCGAUAAUAUGAUAAAUGAUGUAGGAGCACUAAGUAUAUUUAAUGUACUUAUGGAGUUUCCACUAACGAGUUUGGAAGACCACAGCAGAAAAACAAGACUUAUGAUCUACUUGCACAGGAAACUAGAUUUAAUCAUCAAAAAAACUAAAGAAGUGAGAGCAUCUGAAGACAAGAAAAACUUAAAAAGGAGGGUGACUAAAACUAUAGUGAUGGCAAAAAAGAAAAAUUGGGAAAAGGAUAAUAACUCUGGUUCUGGGACAGCCCAGCAUACAAGGAGUAUACCGAACAUUGAACCACUGUUCAGUGAUAAAGCGGCAAAUAUUGUGGAAGAUAUGAUUGGCCCAUUUGUUGAUCCAUUCGAUGAUUCGAGUAUUUUUGUUAAGGAUCAUAAAACAUACUGUUACGGUAAUAAUGUACUAUGCCAUUUAAAUAUGGCGUAUAACAAUCUCACUUAUAACAGUAUUAAAAAGCUUCGUAAUGUUGUAAUGUCACAACACGUACACGGUAGGAAGCCUAGAGGUCUAAUCAAUGUGAGACUCGAAGGAAAUUAUUUGCCGAUAUCCUGUAAAGAAUUGACAGAAAUUGAUGACAUGCUUGAAUCUGGUCUUUCAGAGACUACAAGACCUUCGGAAGCCAAGAAGAGAGUUUCCAAGGUAGGCAGUGCUAAAAGCACGGGUAUUUUUUGA
Molecule: messenger RNA, 1480 nt
Organism: Spodoptera litura
Lineage: Eukaryota; Metazoa; Arthropoda; Insecta; Lepidoptera; Noctuidae
Molecular function (GO): protein binding
Source: RefSeq, a predicted model, not a curated record